AUGGCUGGCAGCUCGGGCACGACACGGGCGGAUGCGACGAAUGGACCAUUGCGGACCUCAUCGCUAGAUUCUGCUGUAUCCAACAUAUCCUCCAAAGGUUCACAAGAUGCUGCCGCAGGCACAACUGAUAUCGCAGGGCUUAUCAAGACUGCCGGAAGCCCAGAAGCAGUGAUUCAAUAUCUCUUGAAGGAAAAGCACAGUCAAUCACAACAAAACGCCCAAUUAUGGCGGCUGGUCGACAAGCAGAGGGCCAUGAUCCUUGGCCUGAACAAGGACCUCGAGCGGGCCUUGAAGGAUAAGGAAAAGUACCGGAAAAAGAUGAAAGAGCUCAUGACUGCACACGAGGGCCCCCCAAAGAUCGACACCCAGCAAACUCCUGCAGCUAUUCCGCGAGUCGAAGUCGGCGCGUUUUCAGACGCAGCCGAGGUGCCUACUUCACCAUCUAAUCUAGACUCAGACAGUGUCAAGAAUUCGCCAAUUGACAUGACCAUGGCGCCGUAUCCGAUCACACCACCGGCAGAACAAAUGUCGAACGCGCCGGCUUCGGCAGUUGGGGACCUCCUUGACCCGUCGCAUAGCAUGCCUAUAGCAUCGGAACAUGCUCUGGACAAAUUCGAUCAUGAGGAAGAGGAUCGUGUUGCGUCUGAGGCGACCAGGGCAGCCCAAGCUGCAGAAGAUGCUCGAAACUUACCCAUGCCAUCAGCGUUGCCUCCAACACGAAGCCUUCCCAGUAUACCACCGAGUGGCCCUCCACCGAGCGGGUCGCCACCCAAGCCGCCAGUCUCACCCAAGGAGUUGACUCCGCUGCUUGAGAACAUAUCCCAGUUCCCCCCGCCGUCUGCUCCUCCACCUCGCAAACCACCGCCAGCUCCCUUACAGUUACGGAAAGAGACCAAAGUCUCAGCUAUCGCACCUGUUGAAGAGGACGAUUCUGACUCUGACUAUGAUUCACUUUUGGAUGUAGACGAGUUGCCACUUCCCCCGGAAAAGCGUGGGCGCCGCCGAACUAGAGAGGAAGAUGAUUUUGAACGGGAAAAGCUCGCCCAGCUUGAGGCCGAAAGGCGUAGCCUAUCCAAGAAAAGCAAGCAGGGCAGCCAAAAGGGUACCCCGAAGACUGCUGAAUUUGAGCCCCCUCAAAACCCGGUGCCAGCCAGCCCUCGUUCGGCGGGCUCGCAGCCAACGCUCCUGCGCGAUCACGUUCCGGCAUCGCUUGCCGGGGUUCUGAGUGGAACUGCCCAGGCCUCGCCCAGCGCACCAUUGAUGAGUCCAGGGUUGCCUGCAAGUCCGCGCCCGGUCAAUAUGAAAUCAAUGACUUCGCCACCACUCUCGCCUCGCGGAGUCCCAAUGUCAGCUGGUCCGCUUUCUCCUCGUGCUCCUAGACAGCCGAUUGCUCUCCCCCCAAACACGCCACUAUCCAGCCCACCAGCAAAUGAGCCUUCCGGAUUGACGUCCCCAAAGCCACUGAAUAUCUCCAAAAACUCAGGAGUCCCCGGACAUCAAAGUCCUACAGGAAGUCGUGAAAGUGGUAGUGAGCGGAGUCAAGUCUACAAGGGAUUCAUCACCGAAGAGCACCCCGACUUACUUCUCCCGCCGAACGCCUUGCCAUCUAUAGACGUCAAGGUAGCGUCAUCGCGGAUGAAGCCAUCCAGAGCCAGUUUGAUAUCGCUGACUCAGUUGGAAGAGGAUCCCGUCUUCACCCUGGCUAUUUUCUCUCGCGCACAAGGCGUAGAACUCUGGAGAGUUGAGAAAGAUAUUGCUUCCUUGGCCAAACUGGAUCAAAAACUCAAGCAAUGCCCUGCUUUCACUGCCAGGACUCCCGAUCGGUCACUGUUCAGUGGACACGCUCCUGCCAAGCUCGAUGCCCGGCGAGUAGCUCUGAAUCAAUACCUGGAUGAGCUGCUCAACACACCUCUGGACAUGACCACUGCUCUUGAGCUCUGCAAAUACCUAUCGCUGAAUACUCUGCCCCCGAAUGCCGACGAAACUGGCUCACCGGUCGAGAGCGGCAGCGAGGCAAGCUCUCAAAAGACCAGUAUUGGUGGUCGUCCUCUCAAGAGUGGUUACCUGACAAAAAGGGGCAAGAAUUUUGGUGGUUGGAAAGCACGCUUCUUUGUUCUUGAUGGACCUCUUCUGAAAUACUUUGAAACCCCCGGCGGCGCACAUCUGGGUACAAUCAAGUUGCAGAAUGCUCAAAUUGGCAAGCAAUCACAGCACAAUAGCGAUGGUUCACCGGCGGCGCCUGCCAACAGUGGAGAGCUGGAGAACCAGUACCGACAUGCUUUCCUGGUCCUUGAGCCGAAAAAGAAGGAUUCUUCUAGUCACGUCAAGCACGUGCUUUGCGCCGAAAGUGACCAUGAGAGAGACCAAUGGGUUGAAACUCUGCUUAGGUGGAUUGACUAUAAAGACCCGGAAGAUGAGGAUUCGAAACGUGAGAAAGACCGCCAAGGAUCAAGCAAUGCCUCUCAUGCAAGUGGCGCAAACUCGAAAAAGAAGAUGCAGGGUCAGGCCGCCAAGGGCCACAACGCUCGCAGUGCUAGUCAAGACGGCCUGAUCGGCAUCAGCUACGAGGGGACCAAGCAGGGUGAUGCUCCUGACGGAGCGCCGCCACGCCGACGGAACACAGAUACGCCAGAUUCACAACAAGCGGUUCCGUCUUCGUACACGAUUUCCGCACCUCGUGAUCCCCAAGUCAUUUCCGAUACAGCAAUGUGGGGUGCAAAGGCGGCUCUCACUCCGCAGGGUCCUACGCUGGAGGAGAAGAAGGCGCGCAAGCGUAGCUUCUUCGGCUUUGGGCCCAAGACACGUUCUUCCACUGACGAUCAGGAUUCUCUCUUCAGCUCUUCGAGCCAAUCGGCCCAGGGCAAUGAAUACCGUGGCCCGACUCGUCAAGUCUUUGGCGCGCCUCUUGCCGAAGCAGUGCGUUUCAAUGGUCCAACAGACAUUAAUGUGCCACUGCCAGCAGUUGUCUACCGCUGCAUCCAAUAUCUGGAUGCGAAGAAUGCAGUGUUUGAAGAAGGUAUUUUCCGACUCAGUGGCUCAAAUGUUGUCAUCAAAGCACUCCGUGAGAGGUUCAAUGUCGAGAGCGACAUCAACCUGCUCACUGAUGAGACGUACUAUGACAUUCAUGCCGUCGCAUCACUAUUAAAGCUUUAUCUGAGAGAACUGCCGACGACCAUCCUCACGAGAGAUUUACACCUCCAAUUCCUGGCUGUCACAGAAAUGUCUGGCCAGAAAGAGAAGAUUGCUGCGUUGGCAGAUCUGGUUCAAUACCUACCCGCGGCAAACGGGACCCUUCUGCGCUACCUGAUCUCAUUCUUGAUCAAGAUCAUCAACAAUGCAGACGUCAACAAGAUGACCGUGAGAAAUGUCGGAAUUGUGUUUUCGCCAACUUUGAACAUUCCGGCUCCAGUGUUUGCACUUCUUUUGCAGAAUUAUGAAGGCGUGUUCGGAAUAGCGCCCGAAGAAUACGAGUUGCUGUCACCUAUUCCAAGCCCGGACGGCGAUGCCAGACUUCCAGAACCCCAGAUGCGAAGGCCAUCUUCUCGAACAGACGCAACAGCAUCGCCACAGCGGCAGCGAUUGGUGGAACAGUCUCAGCAGCAUCAUCGACUUUCGCCAACUCCGCCACCUGCUACAAUGUCAAGUGGGGGACGUAUACCGUCAGGUCCAUCACGCCAGAUGGGUUACGAGCCUCAAUAUAUGACGCAGCAAUCAAACGGAUCGAACGUUUCCCUGCGCCCGCCCUACGAUACUGGAUAUGCGCCAACGGGCAACUAUGACACCAACUCCACGCAUCUUACUCCUAAUGCUCAGCCUGGAUAUGAUCGGCCACACUACGGGGCCUCGUAUGAGCAGGAUUACUCAGACUAUGACCAGUCGCAUACUACUCGCGCAAAGAGGAGAGAGAGCUCCAUGUUCAUGAUGAAUUUGAACCCGCAAGGUUCAAAAAGCCGCCUUCGCGAAUAG
Messenger RNA from Pestalotiopsis fici W106-1, 3966 nucleotides. RefSeq lists its product as uncharacterized. Gene Ontology annotation, molecular function: phosphatidylinositol binding. Lineage: Eukaryota; Fungi; Ascomycota; Sordariomycetes; Amphisphaeriales; Sporocadaceae. Bases 1 to 3966 code for a protein of 1321 amino acids. The record is from RefSeq and is a predicted model, not a curated record. Gene Ontology annotation, cellular component: cytoplasm. Gene Ontology annotation, biological process: regulation of GTPase activity; signal transduction. The transcript has a single exon.